UCACAUUUCACACACCGUACUUAGCCUUGAAAUUGUCUUCUAGUGCAGAAAAAACUGUGCAAGGCUUAGCUUUAUAUUCUUAAGUCUUAGCAAACUGAUACCAGUUUGCAGGAGCCCCCGUGCAGAGAAGCAGCAAAGCCUGGGAUCUGGACACCUGAAGAAUGGUGGUAGUUUUCUUGCUGGGACUAAGCUACUUGUGCUCUCCCCUGGGAGCCUUGGUUCUGGAUUCUAACAUCAUCAAGAGUUCUGCCGAAGUACAAGACCCUCGGAAGGGUUCUUCACAGUGCUUGAAUGACAGAGACUGUGGCACCAAAAAAUUCUGCCUCAGAUCCAGAGAUGAAAAGCCAGUCUGUGCAAUGUGCCGGGGGUUGCGGAGACGAUGCCAUCGUAAUGGCAUGUGUUGCCCAGGGACUCUCUGUGUCAAUGAUGUCUGUACACUCGUUGAAGAGACGACCCCAAUCCUGGAGAGGAAUGAUGACCAGGAAGGCCUGGAUUCUAAGGGGACAACUCAGCAUCCAAUUCAAGAAAGCAAGCUCAAAAAGAAGCCCAACACUAAUAAACCUCAAGGCAGUAAAGGGCAAGAAGGAGAAAGUUGUCUACGAACUUUUGACUGCAAUCCUGGACUUUGCUGUGCUCGUCAUUUUUGGACAAAAAUUUGCAAGCCAGUCCUCCUGGAGGGGCAAGUUUGUUCUAGACGUGGCCAUAAAGAUGGUACUCAAGCUCCAGAAAUUUUCCAGCGCUGUGACUGUGGUCCUGGACUGUUUUGCCGAAGUCAAAGUACUGGGUCUCGACAACACUCUCGUUUAAGAGUCUGCCAGAAAAUCUAGUCUCCAAAUACUUCAGAAUAAUCUUGUGGAAACACAAAAAAACUGAUUCCUAAAGCCUUUAAUAUAGACAUUUCUUGUAAUAGGAUCACGCACCAUUUGAAGUAAUUUAAAGCUAGACUAACUGUGAUACUUUGGAAUAACUACUGUAAACCAUGGUGGAAAAGGAGCAGAUUCUUUGCCUAUCUAUGUUCUUCAAUGUAUAUGAAAACUGAGGUCCCUGAAAACAAAGAAAAUGUAGUUUUAAAUUAGUGACUCAAUGAAUAACAAACCUUUAAGUGGUUUCUCGACAGAUACGGAAGAAAAGUGAAGGAGUCCAAAGGCAAGAUUAUUAAUUCCUGCAGACUAACAGUGAAAAUAGUUCCUGUAUAUAUUGGUAAACCAAAUAACUGCUGUUUUGAUACUGAUUUCUCAUCCGUUAAGGCACAAAUGCCAUAUCAUCAUGCAUAGGUGAAACUAUUUGAUAGUUUAAAUUAAAUGCAGUAUUAGAAAAAAGGUUUUACUAAGCAGAUGACUUAUUUUUAUGUGUAAUGGAACUAUAACUCCCAAGGAAUUCUAGAACUGGAAAUACACAUUUCACUUCUAAAAACCUGCCGUUUGUACUUAUGAUAUUUAUUCAUAACACUUGAAUAUAAGGCCAAGAAAAAGGGAAGACAUAGCUUAAUCCUUGUAAAACAUAAGCAAAUGAACUAUUUUUGAUUUAGAAACAAACUUAUAAUUGCUAGUUCCUUUUCAAGGGAAAUUGCAGCUGUUUAAGUUAUAAGUAUUAGUCCCAAAUAAAAUAUUGGAUCAAUAGAGGAGUGAAAUGGAUUUAUGAAAAUCUAAUUUCUAGACAAAUAAGCCAUUUUUUCCCCUGAAGCCUACGCACAACGUAUCUGGUGGAAGUACAAUUGGGGCCUAGGAAAAAGCACUGAGAAAUCCUUUUUAAGUGGGGUAAAAAGUGGCAAAUCUGUAGCCUAAUUGGGGUUCUUUCUCUCUCUUUAUGACAUUUGUCUUAAAUACUUAAUAAAUAAAAAAUAA
Molecule: messenger RNA, 1844 nt
Organism: Monodelphis domestica (gray short-tailed opossum)
Lineage: Eukaryota; Metazoa; Chordata; Mammalia; Didelphimorphia; Didelphidae
Gene: DKK4
Product: dickkopf Wnt signaling pathway inhibitor 4
Biological process (GO): multicellular organism development; negative regulation of canonical Wnt signaling pathway
Cellular component (GO): extracellular region
Molecular function (GO): co-receptor binding; receptor antagonist activity
Source: RefSeq, a predicted model, not a curated record